GGACGGGAGCCGCCGCGCCAUGGAGCGCUCCGAGGCUUCCUGCUUCUCGGCGGCCUUGAGCUGCACCUUCCUCGCCUCCUGCCUGCUUUUCUCCGCGUUCAACCGGCAGCAGCGGGAGGCCUACAUGGACGAGGCCUUCCACGUCCCGCAGGCGCAAGCUUAUUGCGCGGGGCGAUUCCAGCAGUGGGAUCCAAUGAUCACCACAUUGCCCGGUUUGUACUUGCUGUCAGUUGGAAUCCUGAAGCCCAUAGGCUGGCUCUUUGGCUGGUCUGAAAGCAUCCUCUGCUCUACAGGAAUCCUCCGAUUCAUUAACCUGCUUUUCAGCAUUGGAAACUUCUAUUUAUUAUAUUUGCUCUUCUGCAGGAUACACCAUAAAAAGGCUGCCUCUGGAUUCCAGAGAAUCCUGUCAACCUUGACACUAGCAAUAUUUCCACCUCUUUAUUUUUUUACAUUCCUUUAUUAUACUGACACGGGGUCCACGUUUUUUACCCUCUUCGCCUAUUUAAUGUGUCUCUAUGGCAAUCAUAAAACCUCAGCAUGCCUUGGAUUUUGUGGGGUUAUGUUUCGCCAGACGAAUAUUGUAUGGACUGUCUUCUGUGGCGGAAGUGUUGUUGCAGAAAAACUAAGUGAAGGCUGGAAAGUGGAAUUACUGAAAAGCAAAGAGAAGAAAAACUUACCAACACAAAACAUCUUUUCAGAGUCAAUCAGGAUUGUUCGAUUUCUCCUUGGGUACUUUAUGUCACUUAAAAACUUCAGCAAUCUGAUUCUCUUGAUAUGGCCAUACAUUACUGUGAUAGUGUUAUUUGCUACUUUCAUUGUCCUCAAUGGCGGCAUCGUUCUUGGGGACAGGAGCAGCCAUGAAGCCUGCCUGCACUUCCCUCAGCUAUUUUAUUUUUUUUCUUUUAGUCUUUUUUUUUCCUUCCCUCUUCUAGUGACACCCGGUAAAUUUAUCAAUUUUCUCCAUUCUGUGAGGAUCUAUUUUCUGCGAUACAGUGUCCUCACAAUUGUUUCUUUAUUCCUCAUCUGGAAAUUUACUUAUGCCCAUAAGUAUUUGCUUGCAGAUAACAGACAUUAUACAUUUUAUGUGUGGAGAAAAAUCUUUCAAAGACAUGAGCUUGUCAAGUACUUAUUAGUUCCAGUUUAUAUAUUUGCUGGCUGGAGUUUCACAGAUGCACUGAAGUCAAAAUCUGUUUUCUGGAACUUAGUAUAUUUUGUAUGUCUCUUUGCAGUCACAGUUCCACAAAAGCUUCUAGAAUUCCGUUACUUUAUUUUGCCAUAUAUUAUAUACAGGCUUAAUAUUCCUAUGCCAUCACUUUUGAAACUUUUCUUAGAGUUGAUUAUAUAUAGUUUGGUGAAUGCAAUAACUUUCUAUCUCUUUUUGAACAAACCGUUUCACUGGCCAAAUAGUGAGGAAAUCCAGAGAUUUAUGUGGUAACAUUUUGGUUCCUAAAACCUGUUCUAGAGCUUUUUGUUACAAAUAAGAGGUUACCAUUUUAAAACUUCAUCAAGGAAAAUGAAGUAUUCUGGAUGUUUUUGUAUUGGAAGAAAUGUGAAAUGUGUAGGGUUUUUGGAUUGUUUUUAUAUAAGGGCACCAUCAGUAAUUCUUAAAAGAUCAGGGAAAUUAUUUUACCCAUAUUCCCAAAAUAAUGUGAAUGUAAUGGACAUUUUGAUUAUACUACAGAAAUCAUAAACCUUGACUGUUUUCAUUGUAUUUCUGUACACAUGUAUCAAGUAAUUGAAAAUAAGUUUGAUUUGAUGCCAUUCAAUUAUUAUACUGUCUUUUUACCGAUUUUGGGUAAUAUUGUUUUGUGCUUCUGUGACAUUUAAUUUUUUUAUAAUAUUUGGGGUCCAGGGAUACAGGUAAAAAGUCACACAAUUAUCAGUUUAUUGCAACUAAUGUGCUUCAGUUUAAGGCUGAAAUCUUGAAUAUUUUCCUGGCAGGAAACUUUCAAUCAGUGGGGCUAUGUAGAAAUAGAUAGGAUUAUAAUGUGAGCAAGGAACAAAUUGAUUAUGAGCUAAAGAACCAUACUUAAAUCACAUAUCAUGGGCAAAUAUUGUAUAAUAUACUUGAUUUGUUAAUCGCUGAAAGAACUUCUAGAUACCACAGGUUGCUAUAUUGAGGACAUAAAUAAAUUUGUAGCCUCAGCAUAAAUCAUAAGUCUUUACAGGGCCUGUUGUUAUUAUUAACCAAAUAUCAGUUCUCAAUGAUAUAAGAUGACAGUUCUGCUGAUUGAUUUUGUUAUCAACGUAAUGUCAAACUAUGGCAGUUAAAAUGUGUUUUUUUUAAUAAAACCUGAGAUUUUUUCAUUCUGCAUGCUAAAUGCCAAAAAAUAAAAACCAAAUCAGUGUUCCUUAUAUUUAAGGGCCAUGAUACUUGAGGUGAAGCAUGCUUAUGUGAAAACAAAUAUUUAGAACUGUACUCAAUAAGAAUUCUUAGCAAUGAAUAAGGUAAAAUAAAUAUAGUUUUUCAUCACAAACCAAAUAUUAACACAAUUGUGUUAAUAAGCAAUAAAUGAUAGACUUUGUUUUA
This is a messenger RNA of Pantherophis guttatus, 2530 nucleotides long. RefSeq names its product ALG10 alpha-1,2-glucosyltransferase (gene ALG10). Gene Ontology annotation, cellular component: endoplasmic reticulum. Gene Ontology annotation, molecular function: dolichyl pyrophosphate Glc2Man9GlcNAc2 alpha-1,2-glucosyltransferase activity. Lineage: Eukaryota; Metazoa; Chordata; Lepidosauria; Squamata; Colubridae. Gene Ontology annotation, biological process: dolichol-linked oligosaccharide biosynthetic process; protein N-linked glycosylation. The record is from RefSeq and is a predicted model, not a curated record.